Molecule: messenger RNA, 675 nt
Organism: Caenorhabditis briggsae
Lineage: Eukaryota; Metazoa; Nematoda; Chromadorea; Rhabditida; Rhabditidae
Exons: 2
Coding region: 1-675 (224 amino acids)
Source: RefSeq, a predicted model, not a curated record
AUGCUGAUUGUCAUUUUGGUUGGCGGAACUCUGCUUUUCUGUAUCUACUAUCCUCGCGUUUCGGAAGUCAGUCGUUUCAAGGCUAUUGACUGGCUUGAUGAGAAAUUAACCGGAGAAUCGGCACCAUUCGAAAACAGUACCGUAAUCGAUGAUUUUCAUAUUCUAGCGGUAUACGCCGCUAUGCAUUUUAAAGAUCGUCUGAGCCAUCCGCUGUUACUGAAAUUGCUGAUUCUGCUCUGUGUCAUUCUUUGGACCGUUGGAAACAUUAUAUUUGUCUAUUUCAUGUGUAUCUGCAAAGAAAAACGCCCUAAGCGACCAUACGAUACUCCUCUAUAUAGAAGCACAGAAUAUGAUGACCCUUGGACUUCCUACCCAGUGGUUCCUACCCUUGGAUUAGAUUAUGAAAUCCCAGAAGCGGCCCCUAGAAACAGAAAUACAGAAGUCUCAAUUGCUUUCGAUGAAUCGAAGUCUGGAAUCCCGGCAAACCACGAAUUCACCUAUCUCAAGAUGAAUCACUGGGCGAAGGCAAAGGACACAGUGAUUCCAAUCGAAGAAGAGGAAGAACAGGACUAUCAAUCAAUCCAUUCCCAUCAAACGGUGACUGUUGGUCCAAGCACAUCGAUUGCAGAUCACCAGGAUCCACAAAAUUACGGAAGAGUUGUUUUCUUUUUUUAG